CCAAGCUACGACAAUGGCGGCCGCCACCUUCGCCUUUAUAAAGCUUACCUUUGCUACCACUCAACCACACCCCCAUCCUCACCAACUCACUCCCUUGAAAAGCUAGACACACACACAUGGCCAAGCAGCUCGCCCUCGUUCUCCUCGUCGCCGUCGUGGCGGCGGCGGCGACGUCGGUGGCCGCCGCCACCAAGCUGACGCUCCACAACCUGUGCCCGUACCCGGUGUGGCCGCUGGUGACGCCCAACACCGGCUUCCCUUCCAUCUCCGGCAACACCGCGCGGCUCGACGGCGGCGGGCGCGGGCUCGUGUCGUACGACUUCCCGGCGAGCUUCUGGGCGGGGCGCGUCGUGGCGCGCACCGGGUGCGGCGGCGGCGGCGGACUGGUGCGGUGCGAGACCGGGAACGCGCCGCCGGCGACGGUGGUGCAGCUGGUGGUGCACUCGCCGGAGGGGGCACAAGACCUGGCCGCGUACAGCGUGAGCUUGGUGGAUGGGUUCAACGUCCCGGCGGUGGUGAGCCCGCAGGCCAUCGCCGGCGGCGGGCAGUGCCCGGCGCUGGGGUGCGCGGCCGACCUGAACGCCGGGUGCCCGCGGUCGCAGCGCGUCGUCGGCGCCGGCGGCGCCGUCGUGGCGUGCCGGGGCACGGCGGACUACUUCAAGGCGCGGUGCCCGCUGACGAGGACGACGGGGAGCGACGUCGAGCCCGUGCCGCAGCACUGCCUCGCCCCCGGCGAGCUCAAGGUCGUCUUCUGCCAGCCGUCCAUGGUCGCCGCCGCCGUGCCGGAGCUCAUCCGCACCGUCGUCGCCAACAUCUAGCUGUGUGUGAGGUCCUCGUCGUGCACACGUGGCGCGUCCUGCGUGCGCCACGUGUACGGACUAGCUGUGUGUAGAAGUGGGUAGGGGGGAAUAAUAAUGACAGUGCGUAUACACGUAUGUGUACACCGUAUGUCGACUGUACGCGUACGGACGGGCACAGUCUGGUAUUAGUGUUGUACGUGUACAAUCUACGACGUAUUUUGUUUUUUAUGUAAGAAAAAAAAAUGCUUUGAUGUGUUUUUAUUGCCACGUACUAUAUAUGUCUGUUUGACGCGAACCGACGAUGUAGCAACAACAGUAGAUAUGCACGUGAACGGGGAUGGAAGUUAUUGGAAA
This is a messenger RNA of Oryza sativa Japonica Group (Japanese rice), 1154 nucleotides long. Its product is annotated as osmotin-like protein. Gene Ontology annotation, biological process: defense response. Gene Ontology annotation, cellular component: extracellular region. The record is from RefSeq and is a predicted model, not a curated record. Lineage: Eukaryota; Viridiplantae; Streptophyta; Magnoliopsida; Poales; Poaceae.